Molecule: messenger RNA, 9055 nt
Organism: Monomorium pharaonis (pharaoh ant)
Lineage: Eukaryota; Metazoa; Arthropoda; Insecta; Hymenoptera; Formicidae
Gene: Hecw
Product: E3 ubiquitin-protein ligase HECW2
Exons: 11
Coding region: 1336-5265 (1309 amino acids)
Biological process (GO): regulation of dendrite morphogenesis
Molecular function (GO): ubiquitin-protein transferase activity; protein binding
Source: RefSeq, a predicted model, not a curated record
AUAGCACUCCUCGCGUAUAUAGUCUGCUACUUCUCCGCUGUCAAAAUUAUCUCCGUUCACGCGUGUACGUGGAUAAUUGAUUGAUGAGAUUAAAGUCAAGCCUAAAUAAAACGGCGAAUAUAUUACGUGGAAAAAAAGAGGAACGACCCCUUGAAGAGAAUCCUGUUACAUUAUGUGUCAAGCAUGCGGUUACGCUGGGUACCGCGGCGAACGAACAACCUUCCCCACAUAGCGCAUAUUCUUGCCCUCGCGUGCACCUCGGCCUUGCGUAUAUGUGGAAGUGAGAUGUGCCGAAAAGCGUCGUUAAUUUCCAUGGUAAAUUAAACGUCGACGAGAUAUUUCUGUUUGUGUCAGGCACCGACUCACCGUUUUUUUAUAUGAGAGCAAAACAAUGUCCACACUUGUACUGUGCCACAUGGGUUUGCGACUUUUCAUGCUAAACAAGAUUUGUGCUGUUUCCUUGUUUACAGAGCAAAACAAUGUCCACACUUGUACUGUGCCACAUGGGUUUGCGACCUUCCAUGCUAAACAAGAUUUGUGCUGUUUCCUUUGUUCUGUGCUACAGUAUAGGAUAUGUUAUAAGUAUUAAUGCAGGGAUGUAGGGAGAGGAGCAAAACCAUGCGUUUUCUGCAGCCCACCCCCCUCUGCUUCAAAAAUAAUGAAGUCAAAGCAAGGAAUAAAAAAAAAAACUUUUGUGUAUAAUUCAAAAACUAAGACCGAGCAGUGGUAAUGUAUAGGAAAAAGUUGUUCAGAAUAAUGAUCUUAGGCCUGUUUUUUGUCACUGCAUUGCUACACUAGUGCAAUAAGUUAGAAUAAGACAAAUAUAUUUUUUUUUAUUCUUAUUGCACCAGUACAGCAGUGCAACGACAAAGAAUGGGCCUCAUGACAACAUAUUUAAAGGUCAUCAAAAUUGGUGAGAAAUUGCUAAUGUAAAUAAUUAUCUAUAGAAUAUCUACUUUAUCUACUAAGAAAGUCUUUGAAAGAAGUAAUGAACAAUAAUGUUCUCAAGUAGUGCAUUAGUCAAAUUACAAUAGUUUCUAUCAAUAAUGGUUUUUUUAGAUAUUAAUUUUUUUAUUUUUUUGCAAUUUAUUUUUAAAAAAUAAAAUAUAAAAAAUUAAAUAGCGCGCGUGAAGCGACUGUGAGUGCCUAGUAAAACAACGAUAAUUGUAUAGAUAACUAUCUACAAAUUUGACGACUGUCAAAAUUCAAUCGCAAUGACAGCUACUCUCGCAACACGAAAUAAACACAGUGAGAGAACCAAUCGGCAUCGCAGAAAAGCGACAAUAAAUUUUGAGAGAUAAUUUCAUGGAACCUUCGAAUAUGUUUUGAGGAAAGAUGCCAUCUGAGACAGAUGCUAUAGGUAGUGUUUCCAAGGAGGAGGAGGAGGACACUGAGAGAUCUAAUGAGCAAUCUGUCACAUUGAUGACCUUAAAUUCUACGGAUCCGAUUCAAGAUUCGAAUGUGUCCGCAAAGCAUAUAGAUAGUCAUCUAACGAACGCUAAUGGUGACAAGGUGUCCACAUCUGACAUCAGAGCCAAGUUCUUUAAUUCGACUGAUGAUGUAGUGUCAACAGCGAGCGAUAGCUUUGUAAUGAUGAAUGAUUCGUUGGAAGCAGAGAAUCUAUGUUCUCAAGAUAAUAUAACAGAUACAUUGGUACCGGUUGAACAAAUCGAAGAGAGUGACAAUGACGCAGGUACUACAUGCAACGAUAUGGUACUUGAAAAUUCGAGUAAAAACUCAAUUUUUCUUACUCAUAGAAAUUUGACCAGAAAGAAAGGCUUAUUAGUAGACAGUAUUUCUGAAAGUCAUAAUACUUCAGAAUCAGCUGCCCGCUCUAAUGAUAUUUCAGAAAACGGGAAAAUUUACGGGCCUGAGAGCAAUCAUAGUAUUGACGAAGAAUACGAUAAUGAAUCUAAAACGGGGAAACUGGGGUGUAAUAAUAACAUCGACGACGCCUUAGAUAUUAGGCACAGGUCGAUCGAAGAUACGAUACCUCCGCAUAUUCGUAAGCGAUCUUUAAAAGAUGACAAUUCUGUUGCAAGUCAUGACAGUCGCGUGAACAUAUUAAAAACGUUUAGCAAUGAUGAUGAUAAAGAUUGCGGUGUAGAUCACGUAGAUAGCAAUUUAUUGGCAGAUAAAUUAACGUCUCUAUCUUUAAAUACGUCUAAAGAAUUGUCGAAUUCGCAAAGUGCGUUGGUUUCAGCUAGUUACAAUGAUGCUACUGACGAUGCGAAGGCAUCUCUAAACACGUCGGACAAUAAUAAUGAGAAUUCUCCUGAAAACGCGAUUGACGGAAGUAAAUUAUCCGGUUUGUCGUCCGAACGCAUUUGCAAGGAGACGUCAACAUCGCGAGACGCGGAAUUUGCUUCCUCGUGUUAUGAUGAGUCCGCAAGUACGAGUAAACCAUUUAAACUGCCAAUCUUAAAGAAGAUGCCUAAAACUGCCAGUGUUCAGCAGCCUGAGAUCGAGGAGAAUGCGGUUGCGCUCUUAGAUUCGUCGUUUACCAGACAAAAUCAAUUGGAGGGAGUCCGUUGCUUAGAAUUGGAGCCUCGUUCGUCAUACAGCAGUGAGGAAAGUAAUUCGGAUAUAGAGUCGCAACACGCGAGUGCAAGUAAUAAUGAUGUUAAGAAGAGACAGUGCAGACCUAAUGGAGUUGUAACGAAAGAAGGAGCAGAAUAUUAUCAGUUAUGGCGCAGUACGGGUGGCCGCUCGUCUCCCGAAUCUCUUUAUGAAACUCUCUAUCCAAUGCCACCACCGCUUCCACCAAGAGCGGUUCAUCGACCGUUACAUAGAACUAAUGCUUUACCAAGUAGCGCACCAGAGUUACCCAAACGACAUCAGAGGCAUCCUGCGCCUCUACACCCAGAGGAUUGUUUUGGAUUCGAGAUUGUUGAUGUCGAUGAAGCCUCGAAUCUCAAGUUAAGGACAGCAGUUACAAAAAGUAUUGCUCUGUUGAGUUCACCGAGAUCGCACAGACAACGAGACAGGCCAGAAUCAUCAUCAAUGGCUAAUCAAUUGGAAUGCCCGCCCACACCCAUACAUCGACCUAAACCCUUGUGUCCGUUACCAGUGUGCCAAACAUCAAAUGUGUCUCUAUCUUCAGAAGAAACUUUGCCUCCAUCAUGGGAAGCGAGAAUAGAUAGCCAUGGCCGAGUAUUUUAUAUAGACCACAUUAAUCGAACUACAACGUGGCAAAGGCCAAGCUUGACGACACGUAACACUGGCUGUGAUCUACGGAGACAACAGUUGGAUAGGCGUUAUCAAAGCGUACGACGAACCAUCUCGCGUCCCGAUAACAUAGAUCGCGAAGCGAAUGGCUCGAAUGGCAAUUCUUUCGAUAACACCGAGCGGUUGAGUGGAUCCGAUCGCACGGAUAGGGGCGAAUCCGAGCCGUUCGAUAUCACCACGAUACCACCGGUAUUGUUCCUAACGCGGCCCGACUUUUUUACUGUGCUGCACACUAACGCGGAUGCCAUGGAGGUGUACAAUCGUAAUCCAAGCUUAAAACACAUGAUCAAUAGGGUCAGAAGAGAUCCGAUAGUUUUCCCGAGAUACGAGCAUAAUAGAGAUUUAGUUGCCUUAAUUAAUGUCUUUGCCGAUCCAAACAAGGAGCUCCCAAGAGGGUAUGAGUCAAAGCUCGACAGGACAGGCAAAAGAUUUUUCAUAUGUCACGCUAGGAAGGCUACAUCCUUUAUUGAUCCACGAUUACCCACAGAAGCCGCUCACAUACGAGCGUUGUUGGAUGAGGCUCCCAUUCCACCACCCAGGCCACAGCAGGCGUCCGUCACUGCUACUUCUGAUAUACCUGUGGCCUACAAUGACAAAGUAGUUGCUUUUCUACGUCAGCCUAAUAUAAUGGAUAUUCUAAAGGAGAGACAUUCUGCGUUAGGACAGAAUAUUGCACUUCGAGAGAAAGUCAACACCAUAAGAGUCGAAGGGACUACAGCGUUACAGAGAUGGGGUCACGACGUUCCUUUAGCAUUAUUGCUAAGUUUAUUCGAGCAAGAAAUAAUGUCCUAUGUACCUGGUAGUAUGGGUAGGUCUCCUCUUGGCAGUCCGCAUGCGUCACCCGGGCUGACAAGGGCUUCCGCUAGAGCUCCCGCACCAUAUAGAAGAGACUUCGAAGCUAAACUUCGAACCUUUUAUCGAAAGCUGGAAAGUAAGGGUUAUGGGCAAGGUCCGGGAAAAUUGAAAUUGCACAUCAGGAGGGAACAUUUACUCGAAGAUGCCUUUACGCGCAUAAUGGCUGCGUCGAAGAAAGAUUUGCAGAAAGGUAAACUGGUAGUUAUCUUUGAUCACGAAGAGGGAUUAGAUUAUGGCGGACCAUCGCGAGAAUUUUUCUUUCAUUUAUCGCGCGAACUGUUUAAUCCUUAUUACGGACUAUUCGAAUAUUCCGCUAACGACACUUAUACAGUGCAAAUCUCGCCGAUGUCGGCCUUCGUGGACAACUAUCAUGACUGGUUCAGAUUCUCAGGCAGAGUUCUGGGUUUAGCAUUGGUUCAUCAGUACCUACUCGAUGCGUUCUUCACGAGACCAUUUUACAAGGCGCUCUUGAGGAUACCGGCGAGUUUGAGCGAUCUGGAGAGCUUGGAUCAGGAGUUCCAUCAGAGUUUAAUGUGGAUUAAGGAGAAGGAUAUCAGUAUCGAACCGUUAGAAUUGACUUUUUCAGUGACGGAAGAACUUUUGGGACGAGUCGCCGAACGCGAGUUGAAGCCGGGCGGUAGAAACAUUGCGGUCACCGAAAAGAAUAAGAAGGAGUAUCUCGAGAGGGUAGUGCGUUGGCGACUUGAACGUGGCGUUGCGGAGCAGACAGAAUCACUGGUCCGCGGUUUCUACGAAGUGGUGGAUCCACGUUUGGUGUCCGUUUUCGACGCCCGUGAAUUAGAAUUGGUUAUUGCGGGCGCGGCUGAGAUCGACCUGAACGACUGGAGGACACACACAGAGUACAGAAGCGGCUACCAUGACGCGCAUCCGGUGGUGGAAUGGUUUUGGAGCAGUAUAAGUAGAUUCACGAAUGAGCAACGUCUUAGAUUACUGCAAUUUGUCACUGGCACCUCGAGCAUUCCGUACGAGGGGUUUGCGGCUUUGCGGGGAUCCACAGGGCCAAGAAAAUUCUGCAUUGAGAAAUGGGGAAGACCAAACAGUCUACCUAGGGCUCAUACGUGCUUCAAUCGUUUGGAUCUUCCCCCUUACCCCACGCCCGAGAUUUUGUACGAAAAGCUGCUAUUGGCUGUAGAAGAAACAAAUACAUUUGGUAUAGAAUAAAGCGACGAAGUAGAUUUGUAAUUAUAAAGAAUAUGUAUGAUUGUUUGAUAGAAUGGAAAUAGUUAUCCAGAUUGCAUUUUUUAAGAAAAAUAAGAUGAGAUUGUACAGGCCUAACGAUUUGUGAAUUACAUCAUUACUAAUUUAUUCAAAUCGGAUAUGCGAUGUAAAUAAUGAAAUAGUCAGCAGCUUUACAAUCUCUUAGAAUUAUGAUCAGACAAUGUGUUUAAUUUAUUAUGUAAAAUAUGUAAGAUAUAUAGCAUUAUGAUUGAAUAUUCUCUCUCUUCAAAUUUGUGAAUAUACCUGAUUCGUCGAUUGUGAAAGUUCAUACUUGUUAAUGCGUUAUGUACACACUGAGAUCUCGUAAACCUACAAUUUUUCUAAUUUGGAUUUUUCUCUAAUUAGUGAGGCUAAUCUUUCAGUUUUCCAAAUCUCCCUUUUUUUAUAAAUUUAUAACAAGUUUUAAUAAGAAUAAAUCCUUUCUAGAAUCUUUAAACUUUCUUACUGUGUGGAUUUAUAAAAAUUUAUAAAAAUAAGAUUCAAGUAAUUAUUUUUUAGAUAAAUGCAAAAGAAUAUGUGCUGUUGCUAUUAUUGCUACUAUCACUAAUAUUACUACACUAUUUACUAUUUCUGCUAUUAUUAUUAUUGUAUAUUUUUAAUAUCGCUACUAUUAUUGCUGCUACCGCUAUUGGUAUGUACACUGAGAAAAAAGUUUUUAAAAAACAAGUAUUUAUAUAUUUAAUUUAAAUAUUUAAAAUAAAAUUUAUGUAUUGUAUGUAUUUUAUUUUAAACAUUGAUGAGUUGUAAAUCGUCUAUAAUCGGUCAAACAUCGGAUCUUAGUGAUGGAUAUGAUUUUUUUUUCUAUUAAAUUUAAUUUUCUUAGCUUUAUUUUAAACUGCGCGCCGACAGGAUUCGUCAGACUUAAGACACAUGGCCCGUUUUUUUUUAGAUGCACUGGUGCACUGGUGCAACAAGUUAAAGUGAGACGAAUAUAUUUUUCUCAUAUUAAUUUAUUGCACCAGUGCAGCAGUGCAGCUAAAAAGAACAGUCCAACAGUUAAAACUAACUUUCGAUGCUCGAGAGCAUCUUAAAAUCCCCCCUUUCCCAUCUUCCCCGAAAAUCUUCCCCCAUUAUGCCUUGGUGGCGUGACGCUCAUCAAAUUGAACGACGAGAGUUCUGGGUUCGAACCUCGGCUGAGGUAUUAUUUUUCGCAAUAAAUCAAUUUACAGUUUUUUGGAAAAGACUGGAAGGGGGGAUUUUAAGAUGCUCUCGAACAUCAAAAUUUAGCUUAUUAACUGUGUCUUAAGUCUGACGAAUCCUGUCGCAGUUUAAAAUAAAGCUAAGAAAGUUAAAUUAAUAAAAAAAAAAAAAUCAUAUCCAUCACUAAGAUCCGAUGUUUAACCGUUGUAGGCAAUUUACAACUCAUUGAUAUGUUUAACAUAUUACGGUUAGAAGUAAUGCACUAAUAUUAUUUUAUUUUAUGUAUUUUAUGUAUUUAAAUUAUUUAAAUAUACAAAUAUUUAAACCAAAGAAAUUGAAUUGAAAAAUGUAUUCAAAUUAACAAAUUUUUUUUCUUAGUGUAUUGCUACUACUAUUGCUGCUACGGCUACUGCUCUGCUACUGCUAUUGCUACUGUUACUGCUACUGCUAUUGUUAUUAAUAUAUUAAUAUCAAUUAAUAUUAGUAUUAAUAUUGAUUAAUAUUAAUAUUAAUAUCAAAUAGUAUUAGUAUUAAUAUUAAUAUGAGAAUAUCAAUUAAUAUUAGUAAUAAUAUUGAUUAAUAUUGAUAGUGAUUGAUAAUUAUAUAGCCACACAAAAAAAUAAUUGUCUGUAAGAUAUUAUGUAUUUUGAGCUACUGAACACAAAUCCUAUAUCAGAAUUGCCCCAUCACGCAUUAUUUUCUACGUGUAACAAAAUUAUUGCGAUUUUUAGGAUUUUUAAGUCACUUUUUUUAUUAAAAAAAAGGUGAGUGAUGGGAAAAUUCUGACGCUGGAUUUGUGUUUAGCGGCACAAAAUACAUAAGCAUAUCAUGGUCUGGUCCGUUGUACAGAUCAAUUUUUUUGUGUGACUGUAUUAUUUCUUAUUAUUUUAACAUUAUAUCUUUUUUUACAAUAAGAUUUUAACAUAGAGUUUGAAAGAUAACGUUAGGUACGUUUAGCAGACAGAAUAAAUCAAUAAGCACUCAGUGAUUAGUUCCUGUUUCUAGAUAUAAGAAAUGAAUGCAAGAAUCAAUCAUAUUAAAAAAUUACUAAGCGGUCACUGAUUUGUUCUGUCUGCUGAACGCGUCCAUUGUAUUGAGAGAGAUUAUUUGCAGUUCUACUAAUAUUAAAAAAAAUUUAUAUAUAUUUUUAUAUGUAUAAUUUUUUUUAUUUCGGGUUAUACAUCGAGAUCUGAGUGUAUCAUUGCUGAAUAUUUAAUUGGUCAUCACCGAUGUUUCUAGUCCGUGAGUUGGAAUUUCACAUGCAGCUGCCUUUUAAUAUAUCUUAACAUUCCGAAAAUUGUUGUUAGUUACAUUUGAAGAGUUUAUGAAGUGACACGUUAUAACGCAGAAAAUAAAUAUCGCACCUCUAUAAAUUGGCGAUUUAAAAAAAUUGGCUGAAGCAGCAUUUUUAUCUUGCGUCUACUUAUUACACUAUGUGACACUUAAAAAAAAAUUACUUGUUCCUGUGAUAAAAAUACAUUUUCCUGAUUGCUUGUAGCUCAAACGUAUAAAAAAGAAUUGUCGUUUAAUACAAAGUUUGGAUUUGUGUUAAUCGAGGACAUUAAUUACAGUAUUUAUAAUAGUAAAAUUGAAAAUUUUCUAUUUACUUUCAUAACUGCACAUAAUCAAGUAACAGCCUGCUUACAGUAUAUAUGUGUGUGCGUGCGUGCGUGUAUGUGUGUGUGUGUGUGUGUGAAUGCUCUACACUUUUUAUAUAUCUUAAUAUUAUAUUACCUCACUUUCGAUUGAUAAAAAUAAAAUUUGAAGUGAUUUUCGGAACAAAAUAACAUUGAUCGACAAAAUUUCGACUUUUUUUGGCUUUAAAGUAAAUGAAGUAUUUCCGGUAGAUUUUAAUGCGCUUAUUACGAAUCUGACCUUGAAAAUAUCGUAUUACGUCAAAUUUUUGAGAUAUUUCAAUUCUAUUGUGCAAAAGAUAACGUUUCCUAUCAUUUUCAAAAACCUAUAAAAUUUAUUAUUUCUAAGGGUUAUUCUAUUCAUUAAAAGGUAGGUCAUAUUCGUAAUCAUCACACAUCAAAUUAUUUUAAAAGUGUUAUCAAAUUGAGGGGCUGAUAUUAUCAUAAUUUUGCUCAGAAGUUUUUGAAAUUUUAAUGUCCUGACCUCAAACUCAAAGUUUUAUGAGUAGAAUGCCAAUUUUCCUUACAUUUUCAUAAAAGCAAGUAGAAAAUCGUAGUCACGACACAGGAACAAAAUUCGUGUUACAUAUUAUUAUUGCUUAGUUAUAACAACGAUAUAAGUAUAAUCUUUAAAAAAAACUUUGCACAUAUAGUAUAAAAAUUUUUGAGGAAAUUAAGAAAUUCAUUAAGGAAUUCAUCAAUAAAGGAAUCUAUUAAGGAAUAAUUAACAUACACGAGAAAGAUAGACUUAUUACAAUACCUUUUUAUUAAGCAAGUACGUUAUUAUUUAUUAUUGAAUUGCUAUGUGUGUAUACACACACACACACACACACACACACACACACACACACACACACACACACACACACACACACACACACACACAGCGAACUUAUGUAUUUGUACAGUUAUAUAAUUGUUAUAUAUAAAUGAUAAAUAAAAUGCAAUGAACAUAAAAA